GUAGUGAAGUUGAAGUCUUCGAGAUCCGAAGUGGUUUUCGUACUAGUUGAGACCCAACAAACACGCGAUUCACCAAAACUCAAUUGUUCCUGCAGAUCACAAAAACCUUCUAAAAAUGGAAGCCAACGCCACCAUAAAAUCCUCAUCCACCGACGAGAUACAGCCCGUCGAAGAUAAAGUACCGGUGGAGCAUCCCAAAGAAGACGACCAUGCCGGUGGUGGUUGGGGAUGGGGUUUCUCUGCCUUUUCUGUUCUUUCAGAUCUUCAGAAAGCUGCUGAGGAGAUCUCUCGCAAUGCUGCUGAGGUUGCUAAGACAGCUGCAAAUAGUAUCUCUGACUUGCAAAACGAGUUAGAAGACUCAGAAUCUUCCAAGGAGGAUCAUCCAGAAGCAUCUGAUAAAGAUCAAGAAAGUGAAGAUGAGGAUGACAAGAAGCGAAAGGCUGCUCUGGAGAAACUUGAGAAAGCUAGUGAGGACACGUUCCUUGGCCAGGGCAUAAAAGCUAUUGACACUUCAGUGGAGAACUUUGCUUCAGGGGCUUGGCAGGCACUAGGUAACGCAUGGAAAGGGGGUUCUAGUUUUGUUCAGAAGCUAGAAAACUCUAUACAACAAGGUGGUAUACCUGCAGCAGGUUCUGUUACACCAUCUCUUCUAGAGACCGGAAGAGCUUUCACUGCUAAAGGCAUGCAAGUGCUAGAGUAUGUUGGAAAAGAAACCGUUGAUCUUUUGAUUACGGAAUCAGGCAUGGAGAUUGACAAAAAUGCUGGAGAAGGUGGACAUGAAACAGAAGAGGAUCAGUUGUUGGAGGAGGUCACAUUUGACAGGUGCUUCUACAUCUAUGGAGGUCCAGAGCAGCUAGAGGAACUUGAGGCAUUAUCAAACCAUUAUGCCCUGUUAUUUAAUCGAAGAAAAGCAAAGCUGUCAACAGAACAAAAAUCUGCAUAUGAUGUAAAGCUUAAAGAGGUCCAGCAAAUGCUCAGUUUAGACACUGGAAGUGAUGGAAACAGUGCAGAGUCGGAAAAGGGAAAGAAUGUAGAGAACAUAUAUGAUAGCUCUUAUGAUGAGAUCAAGAGUUUUCAUAGUUCAAGUGUGAGCAAGGCUGCAGAAAUGGCUGCAGGCUUUGCAAAUGCCUUAGCCGGACUGCCCCCAAGUGAUAUUGUUCAAAGAACUGGUGGCAGACUAGAUUCUCUUCACUCUGAGGGAAUUCAUAGACUUUCAGAAAUGUGUUGCAUUGCUGUUUCUCAACUUCUGGUCCUUGGGAAAUCAGUUAUACAUAAUGCAAACAAAGCACAAGAUGCCAAUGCCGAUGAGGAGAUUGUAAAAUUUGAAUGGCCUGAGGAUUGUAUUGAAAAAGCUAAAACAAUCAGAACAAAAACACAAUCAAUGACUGGAUAUCUGGAGGCAGUUGCCAUCAGCUUUGUGACAGGCAUAUCAGAUGUAGCCGAAGCUUAUGCAGCAGCCAUCAAAUCCGCUACUGCUGAUUCUCCUGACGUAGUUGUACCGGAGAAAUCAAUUCAAGAUAAAGUGAAGUCGUUUUCUGAGGAUAUACGUGUUAAUCGGACGACAGCCAUGGAUAAAAUUCAGGAAGGCCUACGUUUUUUGGCGUACGUCAUUCUUUCGACUUCCAUGCCUCCUGCUGCUGCUGCUGCUACUACAUAGGUUAGAUUAUUCAAAUUCUCCUUUUGUAUAUAGUUUGGGAUUGGAAAUCUAUUUGUAUACAUGGAUUUGAACUUCUCCCAGGUAACCUUAAAAAAGACAAAAUCCCAUUUCAAUAUUACUUCCCAUUUGACUA
Messenger RNA from Cynara cardunculus var. scolymus (artichoke), 1790 nucleotides. RefSeq lists its product as uncharacterized. NCBI's taxonomy places the organism in Eukaryota, Viridiplantae, Streptophyta, Magnoliopsida, Asterales, Asteraceae. The transcript is spliced from 9 exons. The coding region runs from base 116 to 1657 and encodes 513 amino acids. The record is from RefSeq and is a predicted model, not a curated record.